CACAUUUCCUGUAAACUAACACUACACGGCGCUGUCAGAGUAAAACUGAAACAAAAUCGUGUCGCUCGUAGGAUAUAACAAAGGAAAAUAAAUAAAUAAUUUAAAAAGCCAAAGAAGAAGACCAUAAACCACUGCUAUAUAAGGACAGAACUUGCUGUUGACUUGAAACGGACCCGUGGCGUGUCGUUGUAAUGUUGGUUGGUUAGCUAGUUAGUGUUAACCGGUCGCUGUGUGAUUUGUUUGUUUUAAAUUGACUAUUACAAUCCUGUAAUUAUCCGCUACACAACACUGUUCUGGUGUUUACCUGGUCAUCGCGGUUGACUUGAACCUCUUUUUACAUCUUGGCGAGAUCUAAUUUGCCAAACCAGUACCAAAAUGUCAAAAUACACCACUUUUGCUGAGGCAGCUGAUGAUCAUAAUCCAUUUCAGGAUCCAUCAGUGACUCAGCACAGCAGCAACACUGGCUAUGCCACGCUGGACCUCUACAACCCAUUUGACAACAACACAACAGCGCCUCCACCUCCAUAUGAAGCCACAUCUCCUGCUGCACCUCCUGCCCAGACGCCUCCCAGCAGGACCACACCAACCGAGCCCAGGAAUUAUGGAUCCUAUGGGACACAGUCUGCAGUAAAUGCCACCACAGCAGAUCUUUUGAGGAAGCAGGAGGAACUAGAAAGAAAAGCAAAAGAGCUGGAGAGAAGAGAGAGAGAGCUGAAUGCAAAUUCACUUGGGUCUGGAGCCACUCGUCAGAAUAAUUGGCCCCCAUUGCCCUCCUUCUGCCCGGUGGGACCGUGCUUCUAUCAGGACAUUAAUGUGGAGAUUAGCCAAAACUUCCAGCGCACUGUCACCACUAUGUACUACUACUGGAUGUUCACAGCAUGCACUUUGCUCUUUAAUCUCAUCUCCUGUUUGGCUAUGUUCUGUGUGGAUCCCAAUAAUGGAGUUGGUUUCGGCCUUGCCAUACUCUGGUUUCUCCUCUUCACCCCCUGCUCCUUUGUUUGUUGGUACAGGCCUGUGUACAAAGCCUUCAGGAGUGACAGUUCCUUCAACUUCUUUGCAUUUUUCUUUGUCUUCUUCGCCCAAGUGGUGCUUUAUAUUAUGAUGACUAUCGGUAUCCCUGGCUGGGGCUUCAGUGGCUGGAUCGUGAGUUUAGCCGCUCUUAGCAAGAACAAGGCAGUGGGUGCGAUCAUGAUUAUAAAUGCUGUGCUCUUCACUGCUCAGGCGGCUAUGGGAGUGGUGUUGCUCAAGAGGGUUCAUUCUAUGUACAGGAAGACCGGAGCAAGCUUUCAGAAGGCCCAGGCUGAGUUAACUACCAGUGUGCUUUCCAAUCAGGCAGUGCGCCAGGCAGCCACCGAUGCCACUGUUUCUGCCGCACAAGGCGCCUUCACCGCACCCCGGUAGAGAGACCUGAAUGAAAGAAAAGAA
Molecule: messenger RNA, 1425 nt
Organism: Carassius carassius (crucian carp)
Lineage: Eukaryota; Metazoa; Chordata; Actinopteri; Cypriniformes; Cyprinidae
Product: secretory carrier-associated membrane protein 3-like
Exons: 9
Coding region: 376-1401 (341 amino acids)
Biological process (GO): protein transport
Cellular component (GO): recycling endosome membrane; trans-Golgi network membrane
Source: RefSeq, a predicted model, not a curated record